This is a messenger RNA of Poeciliopsis prolifica (blackstripe livebearer), 3036 nucleotides long. RefSeq names its product prostaglandin E2 receptor EP1 subtype-like. The record is from RefSeq and is a predicted model, not a curated record. Gene Ontology annotation, molecular function: prostaglandin E receptor activity; thromboxane receptor activity. Lineage: Eukaryota; Metazoa; Chordata; Actinopteri; Cyprinodontiformes; Poeciliidae. The transcript is spliced from 3 exons. Gene Ontology annotation, biological process: inflammatory response; positive regulation of cytosolic calcium ion concentration; adenylate cyclase-activating G protein-coupled receptor signaling pathway. Gene Ontology annotation, cellular component: plasma membrane. The coding region runs from base 219 to 1328 and encodes 369 amino acids.
CGGUGCAUCCGGGUCAGCUGUCCGUCCAGCGGAGAUGAGAGCGAUGUCCGCCGAGGAGACGCCUCGACUCGACGGCUCGUUUAACGCCGGGACGUUUCUGGAAAACUUGGAUUCACGGAGUUCCUGAACCAGCAGCGGCGCUUUGAUUUUUUGGGGGGGCAAUUUGUGAAACUCCCACCGGUGGUCCAUCUCCAUGGACUCUGUGUUUACAUGCUGCCAUGGAGACUAAACCGGACUCCAACUCUUCAGACUUCUACUCCAAUGUCAACAGCAGCACCAUGGCACCCGAAGUGGACUGCCCGCAUAACAGCGUUCCUUCGAACCCCAUCAUUGCGAGCCUAAUGAUGACUCUAGGCAUCCUGUUCAACGUGGUGGCCCUCAUCAUUCUCAUCAAGGCCUACACUCGCUUCCGGCGGCGGUCCAAGGCGACCUUCCUGCUCUUCGCCAGCUCCCUCGUGGUCACGGACCUCACGGGACACGUGGUCUCCGGGGGACUGGUGCUGAGGAGAUACUCCACGGCCAAUCUGACGUCCCUGGAUGGUCCGAGAGAUCCAGACAGCCCUUGUCAGUUUCUGGGAGGGUGCCUGGUGUUCUUCGGGUUGUGCCCGCUCUUCCUGGGCUGUGCGAUGGCUGCAGAGCGAUGCCUCGGCGUCACCAAGCCUCUGCUGCACGCCCGGCUAGUGACAACAGCGCGGACCAAAAUAGCCCUGUCUAUGAUCUGGUUCUUGGCUCUGUGCAUGGCCCUGCUGCCCGUUUUCCAACUAGGGGACUACACUUACCAGUACCCGGGUACUUGGUGCUUUAUUAAAGUGAUGGACACAAAUGUCAAAGAUCUGACCUUUGUGACGCUGUUCUCUGGACUGGCUUUGAGCUCUCUUGCGCUGGCCUUCAUCUGCAACACCAUCAGUGGGAUGACGCUCAUUAGAGCGCGGAUAAAGAAGACUUCCUAUUCCCAGAGGUUCUCUGCUAGAUCUCAUGACACAGAGAUGGUGGUCCAGCUGGUUGGCAUUAUGGUCACCUCCUGCAUCUGCUGGAGCCCUCUGCUGGUCUUUUCGCUGAUGUCAGCCGCGCGCUCCUACAGCGAAUCCCGCCUGGGCGAGGAACUCACCUGCACUUACAGCAAACUCAUGAUGACCGGCGUCAGAAUGGCCACCUGGAAUCAGAUCUUGGAUCCCUGGGUCUACAUCCUGCUGAGACGGGCCAUUCUCCGAAAAAUCUACCGGAUAACCAAAAAGCAGGCCAGCUUCAAGGGGAGCACUUUCCGCUCCGUCCGCUGGGACGUUAGCUCCCUCAAGAAGCCUGACAGUAUGCCGGUGAAAAAUACUUAACAGGAGACUAAUGAAACAGUCAUAGAGUCUGCCUCUCAUGGCUUCUUUGUGUACAAAGAAGACCAAAAAAUGGCUAAAGUACAUAGGUUUUCUAUGUAUGAGCAAAUAUACCACACAAAAAAGAGGACUGAAUAAAAAGUGCUACUAGUAUCUACAGUACAAUGGCAGCCUCUCCUUUCUGAAAGCACAAAUACAGAGGGGCUUCGUGAUGCAAUGUGCCGAAGUGCAAUAUUCUACAAACAAAGAAGAUUUCUAAAGAGUUGGUACUUCUAUUAGCUCAGAUGGUGAAGAAAAACAACAACAAAUAAAACUGUUAAUACAGCCCAAUUUUCUUUAACAUAAUCCCAGGUCCAAAGUGGAUUGAUUUAAUUCAACAGACUUGGGUCGUUGUUUGGUUUACCAGUCAAAAACAAAAUGGGUUAAAUUGAACAAUCUGUAGAAGGAAUGAAUGAAAGCAUAACCAAGAGUCAGGAAAGGUUGAAUGUUGGGGUUGAGAUGGUGGGUGGACUGGUUUUUCCAGUCAAUGAGCUAGAGGCAAGGUACCACCUGGAAAGGUGACCACACCGUAAUAAAGCAACAUGGAGUUGAGCAAGACAAAAAAGCAAUGCACCCACACAAGCAAUGCAUGUUUUUAAAUGGUAGGAGGAAGCCAGAGUAGUCAGAGAAAAGCUAAGCAUAGAUAAGGGGAGUUAAAACAAAAACCUAAUAAUAUCCAAUAUGAGUUUUUCUUUUUUAAUGUGCAGAAACAAUAAUUCACAAAUAUUCAUGUUCGGUAUAGAACACUGUGUAAAGUAUUGUGUGUUCAUGACAAGCUCAUGACCAUUUCUUUGGGCAAACUGUCUGCGAUGACCCUAGCUAGCAUUAGCUAUUAGCAUGUAAAGACCAAAGACUGUGAUAGUAAUUAUUUUCCAGAAAGUCACAGAUUCCAAAGUCAGUGGUUCCCCUCACGGUCACUCUCAAAUAAAACAAAAGCGUUUAUGCAUGAUGUGGUGCAGAGGCAGAUUGUUUUUAAUCCCACCACAAAGAGAGGUGAAAUAAAUCUCCAAAGCUCACCUCCAAAGAACUGCAGCAAACAGUAGCAACUGCUAGCGGUUACACAAAUCGCUGGAGGAUACAGUAGAGGAUCUGUGAUACUGUGGGCCUGUUUCUCUUUAAAAGACUCUAAGAAUGUAUGGGUUUCACACAUCUUUGCCCGUAAAUAAUAAUAAUAAAUUUAAUUCAUGUAGCGCUUUUUAGCAUGCGAGGGGUGCCGUAUAUUCCCACUUAAAAAUGCCUGUACUCUAUUGUCUGUAAGUUUGUUUAAGUUUUUUUAAGGAUGUAAAAAUGUUUAAGGAUCACUGUAAAUAGAAACCAUUUUGUCUGAGCUUUAAUAUAUUCGUAUUUGUUUUUAAAGUAAGACCUACAAAAGUCUUAGAGAGAACAUGUCAGUGCAAAUAGUAGUCAGUUUGUCCGACUCUGUAACAGUCAGGGGGCUUGUCUCUGUGUUCACAUGAGAGUAAAAGGACAGGCUUUUACCUCAGCAUGAAGAUGUGAAAAUUACGAUGUGUGUAGCCCAGGUAGUCCUGUGACAGGAAUAUACAUGUUGUGAAUGUAAGCACUGUAUGUCUGCUUUCCCCAUAAGUCUGGAGGCAGUGAAGUGAAGCUGACUGAAUGUGAGGCUGUUUAAAAAAAAAGAACUUAAACUGUUUAUUAAAACUGAUAUCUUCUA